AUGCCGUUCUUUGAAUUUCUGCACAUUGCUCAUAUUUUACCGUUGGGAGAUUGGGGUUGCUUUGGGAGCGUAACAAAAGGGAUUGGAUUAGGUGGAUUCAUCGUCCACACAACCACCCCGCAUUCAUCAUCCUUGCAUGCUGCUGCCUCGCUGCCCUCCUCCGCUCUGCUCCGCUCUGCUCCGCUCUGCUCCUCGUUAAUUACCGAUGUCCAUCUCUUCACCAUUCCCGCCUCAUCACCACCACCCUCUCCUCCCCUUGCUAGAAAAACACAACACAAACACCCUCCACAUCAAGCAAAUCCACGCCCACGCCCUCAGGACCUCGCCCUCGCUCCCGCCCCAGGAGAACAACGCUCUCCUCUUCCUCUACUCCCGGCGCCUCGUUCACCACUCCUCCUCCGCCAACAGCGACGACCUCUCUUACGCCUGCAAACUCCUCGACACCGGCUCGCCCCCUCUCAGCCUGCUCCCAACUCCUUCUGCUUCAACUCCCUCAUCCGCGCCAGCUCCGCCGCCGCUCCUCCUCCUCGACGACGACAAGCGCAGACGCCACUUGCCCCUCCGCCUGUAUCGCCGCAUGCUCCUAAUCGGGCACCGACCCCGACAACCACACCUUCCCUUCGUCCUCCGGCUGCGCCUUCCUUCUUCGACUACUGCGUUCGCUGCCAGGUGCACUCCUACGUAAUCAAGCUCGUUUCUCUUCCCGACGUCUACGUAUGCAACAGCCUAAUACACUUCUACUCCUCCUGCGGCGAGCUGGCCCUGGCCAGAUGCGUGUUCGACGCGGAUGCCGACGCGGAAAGGGUGUCUUGGAACGCGCGUCAUCGAUGCGCACUCGUCGGCGGGGAGUACGAGGUUGCCCUCGGCCUCUUUAGGUCGGCGAUGAGGGAGGGAGUGGAGGCUGAUGGGUACGCCAUGCAGAGCGUGCUCCGCGCGUGCGGCGGCUGGGGUUCUAUCUCUCGAUUGUGGGCUCACGCGUUCAUGAUGAACAGAAGCGGCGGCGGCGGCCGCGGCAAGGAUGUUCUCGACGAUGUUCUGAUAAACAACUCGCUUCUUGACUUGUACUCGAAAUGCGGGCUAUCCGGAUGGCUCGUCAGGUUUUCCACCGGAUGCGCGCGAGAUGUUCCUUCUUGGAAUUCGAUGAUUCUCGGGUGCGCGACGCACGGCAGGGUGCGAGAAUCUUUGGAUUUGUUCGAGGACUUGUGCGCAGCCGACGGCCUGAAGCCGAAUUCUAUUACGUUCGUCGCGGUUUUGAGCGCCUGUAAACACGGAGGCCUCGUGAACGAGGGACGGAGAUACUUCGGCCUUAUGACUAACGAGUUGGGGCUAGAACCUGAGCUCGAGCACUUCGGGUGCAUGGUCGAUUUGCUGGCUCGAGCUGGGUUUAUAUCUGAAGCGCUCGACGUCGUAAACGAAAUGAACUGCAAGCCGGAUGCGGUUAUAUGGAGAUGUAUUCUCGAUGCUUGUUGUAAGAAAAAUGUCGGGAUAGAUCUUAGCAGCUCAGUAGCACAGAAAGCUAUCGAGGCAGGGGACGAACAUGCUAACAGCGGAACUUACGUGCUGCUUUCGAAGGUUUACGCAUUGGCAAACCGAUGGGACGAUGUAGGAUCGGUUCGGAAAAUAAUGUCUGAAAGGGGAAUAAGAAAGGAGCCAGGGUGUAGCUCGAUAGAAAUCGACGGGCUUGUUCACGAGUUCAUUGCUGGAGAUACCUCGCAUCCUCAGUCGGAUGAGAUAUACGCGAAGAUGGGUGAAGUGGAAGAUAAGCUGGCGUCGGUUGGAUAUAGGCCAGAUUCGUCGCAGGCCCCGAUGGUGGCUGGAGUCGAGGGAGUGAAAUCGGGGUCUCUGAAGUUUCACAGCGAGAGGAUCGCUAUUGCGUUUGGAUUGCUCAACGCGAAGAAGGGGAUGCCUAUAAGAGUACUGAAGAACUUGAGGGUUUGUGGAGAUUGUCACACUAUGACUAAAUUGAUUUCUAGAGCGUAUGAUGUGGAGAUUGUGGUGAGAGAUAGAACUAGAUUUCAUCACUUCAAGGAUGGCUCUUGUUCGUGUAUGGAUUAUUGGUGAUUACCUCAAUUAGGAGAAGAUUCAUACUUUGUUAUUGAUAAAGACAACUCAAACUAAAUGAAAAUAGUAUCAAGUAGACUUGGCCUAUUAC
Molecule: messenger RNA, 2152 nt
Organism: Asparagus officinalis (garden asparagus)
Lineage: Eukaryota; Viridiplantae; Streptophyta; Magnoliopsida; Asparagales; Asparagaceae
Product: pentatricopeptide repeat-containing protein At1g59720, chloroplastic/mitochondrial-like
Biological process (GO): RNA modification
Molecular function (GO): RNA binding; protein binding; zinc ion binding
Source: RefSeq, a predicted model, not a curated record